Homo sapiens (human) is the source of this 6753-nucleotide messenger RNA. It is a transcript of the gene DCAF16, whose product is annotated as DDB1 and CUL4 associated factor 16. The record is from RefSeq and is a predicted model, not a curated record. Bases 3267 to 3917 code for a protein of 216 amino acids. The transcript has 3 exons. Gene Ontology annotation, biological process: protein ubiquitination. Lineage: Eukaryota; Metazoa; Chordata; Mammalia; Primates; Hominidae. Gene Ontology annotation, cellular component: nucleus.
GGAAGUAGCGUCGGCGCGGGAGCUGAGCGGAGUGGCCUUGCCACCGGAGGGGAAGGGCUGCUGGCGUUAGGCCUGGCUGGGUCGUGCGGCUGAGCGUGAGGCUAGAAAGAAAAAGCGAUCCUCCAAGAGUGAGAACGGGAGAUCUGCCGAGGAUAACAACCUCCCUUGUGGCCGAAGGGCGGGGGAUCCCCACACGAGGGCUCCGCUUCGAGAGACGGCGACAAAGGAAAGUUCGUAGCGCGUUCCGGAGGCCCGGCCACCUCUGAGAAGGGAGACGACGCUGCUGGGUCCGCUGAGCGGGGCGACCCGAGGUUAGUGGAGACGGAUGCUGUCUUUUGAAGGCCUUAGUCCCUGCCCUGGUGAAGCCGACUGCGAGGUUCCACAGGGCGUGCAGGCAGUCCGGGGAUCGUUGCGAAGGGGGGUGCGGGCUAACUUAGCUGCUGCCGUUUCUAGAUGUGCAGCUGUGUAGGCCCUGUUUACAAGUGUGCAUAAGGACAGUGUAUUAAGGGAGAACUCAAGAGAAUGGAAAGGUCUUUCGGGUAGUGGUUAAAAUAAAGAAGAGUAGGAACUAGGUUUUUAAAUUUUAAAUGAAAUUAUAUCAGACAGAACUUCUGUUGGAUCUCAGGAUGCACCAUCCAAAAAUAGGACUGUAGGAGACCAAAAUAUGCCACCCUACAAUAUACUUCUAGAGUAUAUUUUGAGCUGGUAUUCUGAUAAAAUGCAGACACAGGAGUCGCUCUGAAAAUCUGUCCUGUUGUAAAAGAAAUUGACAUCUACAGAGGAAAUAUACAUCAGUAAAGGAUCUGUAUCAGAAAGAGGGCAGCUCUGCGAUAAUUUUUGUUACCUGGGAGAUCUUAUCUGCAUACCAAGACAACUUUUAUUCACCGUAUAUUUCCUCCCCUCACCUUUCCACAACUUUGUGGCCACCAUCCCCCAGAAAGCCGCAAGCCCCCAUUUCUUGAGUAGCGUAGGAUGCUGUAUAAUAUUCAAUCAUCUGACCAUGGUGGGACUCCUCUGCGUAUGUAAUUAAGUACGGGUUUUUUUUCUUGUUAAUGUCUAUGUCAGGUUAAUUUGUAACCCAGCCAAAGAACCUAGGAGGAUGGAGGGAAGCCGUUUUUCCCUCUCCUACACCUCAGUAACCUACUGCCAGCUGAAGAAAUAGAACAUUACUAAAGCCACCUGUACAUCUUUCUCCUUUUGAAUUACCUGCCCUCCGAAGAAGUAAUGGAUUUUCUGAAUUUACUGUUAACUUUUACCAUGCAGCUUUCUAUAUCUUAAUGACAUAUUUUAAUAUAUUAAUGACAUGAAUAAAUCCCUGAAUGAGGAUAUUGUACUAUUUUGCAUGUUUUAACCGUUAAAUGAAUAAUUAUAUGUGCAUCUGGCUUUUUUCAAUCAAUAUUGCUGUGGUUCAUAUUGAUAUGUUCAUAAUAGUAACUUGCACUUAAUUAACCUUUAUUAUGUGCCAGACACCAUGCUAAGCACUUUACUUCGUUUACUGCUCACAAACCCUGUAGGAUAACUUUGAUCUUCUUUUAAGAUGAGGAAACUACGGCACAGACAGGUUGCUAUAGUACUCCAUUGUAUUAAUAUGCCAUACCUUAUCCAUUCUCCUGCUUAAUUCCUCAAACUUUGUAGAUAUUCAGCUGCUAGUUAAGAAUGUGGUAACAUUUGUGUUGCCCAUAAUUUUGCUUUGUGACGUUUCUAAUAUAUAUUUUUUUAUUUUUAUUUUGAGACAGAGUCUUGCUCUGUCGCCCAGGCUGGAGUGCAAUGGCGCGAUCUCGGCUCACUGCAACCUCUGCCUCCCGGGUUGAAGCGAUUCUCCCGCCUCAGUCUCCCAAGUAGCUGGGUUACAGGCAUGCACCACCACACCUGGCUAAUCUUUUGUAUUCUUAAUAGAGACGGGGUUUCGCCAUGUUGGCCAGGCUGGUCUCGAACUCCUGACCUCAGGUGAUCCACCCGCCUUUGCCUCCCAAACUGUUGGGAUUACAGGCGUGAGCCACCGCGCCCGGCUAGUAUUUCUUUACUAUAUUCUAUUUGGCUGUCUCACCAACAGAGACAUCACACCAUUUUGUCAGUUACAGAAGAAUGAGACAUCUGGCCGCCAGAGGUCAGCCUAACUAUAUUUCGGUUAGUUUUUUUUUUUGUUUUGUUUUGUUUUAAUGGUUAAAGCCAUGGGGGUAUUGGUUCAGUAUUUUUUGAUAUUAUAAUCUGAAAAUAUUUUUUCAAAGGUGCUAGAUUAAAUUUAAACAACAUAGUAUACUGCCUUAAAGCUUACAUUUUUCCUGACUUUUGUACUGUGAAACAGAACAAAAACAAUUAUGGGAAAGUAAGAGCCUUUUUAAAAAUUUUCUGAGUAACAUAAUAACUGAAGUAUAGCCAAUUAGUAAUCUCACAGGUGCAAUCUGGUUGAAGUGAAAAUAGUAAAAAUAUUAGAGGACAGCACAAUUAAAAGCCAACAGCUUCUCCUGUCUCAGUUAAUAAAGACUUACGGUCCACGACAAAGAAUGAAUACUCUUUUUCAGAUUGAACAAGCUUAUAUAGAAUUGGUGAUAGGAUCACAACUUCUGAGGUCCCAGCAAGAGUCCUAACAUCUAGCAGCUCUACCACCAGGACAGGCCCCCUAAAACUAAUUCCAACAAGCACCUCUGAAGGUUAAGGCUACCUUUCCAGAUAAUCCAACAGCUAAAUCACCAGUUUCCAAGGGCAUUUGCAUCACCUAUGGAAAGCAUCGGAUCCUUAUACACCAGAUGUUCUUGACAGCUCAUCCCGUCAUUCCCCCCUGCACAAAAGUUGCUAUACCAGCGGACAAGCAAGACAACUACUGAGCUUCUUUUGAUUGUCAAGUAGAUAUAAUAUCACUGCCAGCAAAACAGCACAAAAAGUGUCUCUUCACAGUAUCACUACCAGUUGGGACUAUGCUAAGUAAAUCAGCUUGCCUAGAUGAGGACCCCUUCUAUUCUUGGGUAGCCAGGAUUUGAAGGAGAUACUCUGACCUGUGCCAGUGGUAAGUGACUAAUACUUUUACACACUGAACUGGUCCUGGAAACUGAGAUGUCUUCUUUGUAAGUGAAGAAUAUACAACAUAAUCUUGAAGAACGGCACAGUGGUAUGGGCCACAAGCAUACUUUAUGUGUGUAACGGACUGAAAGACAAAUUAAUCUUGGUGAAAGGAUUUUUCAUCUCUUAUUUCUAUUUGCCAGUGUUAGUCAGUGUUCUGCUGGCUUAGAUUAUUACCUUUUUCUGGUUCCUUACUGUGUUUUAUUCUGAUGGGUCCUAGAAAUCCCUCUCCUGACCACUUGUCAGAAUCAGAAAGUGAGGAAGAAGAAAAUAUUAGUUACCUAAAUGAGAGUUCUGGGGAAGAGUGGGAUUCCUCUGAAGAAGAGGACUCUAUGGUGCCCAACUUAUCGCCUCUUGAGAGUCUUGCCUGGCAGGUUAAGUGCCUUUUAAAAUAUUCCACAACUUGGAAACCUUUAAAUCCUAAUUCCUGGUUGUAUCAUGCUAAACUGUUGGAUCCAAGCACACCAGUCCAUAUACUUCGAGAGAUAGGUCUAAGACUCUCCCAUUGUUCCCAUUGUGUCCCCAAACUGGAACCAAUUCCUGAAUGGCCCCCUCUGGCCUCUUGUGGAGUCCCACCUUUUCAAAAGCCUCUUACAAGUCCCAGCCGGCUCUCUAGAGAUCAUGCCACUCUAAAUGGAGCACUGCAAUUUGCCACCAAACAGCUAAGCCGAACAUUGAGUAGAGCCACUCCCAUACCUGAAUACCUAAAACAGAUCCCUAAUUCAUGUGUUUCUGGGUGUUGCUGUGGCUGGCUGACUAAAACAGUUAAGGAAACAACUCGUACUGAACCCAUCAACACUACUUAUUCUUACACUGACUUCCAAAAGGCAGUUAACAAACUCCUAACUGCAUCACUGUAAAGAUCUACCAUUUGCUCUGAUAUCUCUGAUGUUGCUAAUUGAGAAAGUGGUACAAAGUUAGUCAUUACACAGCCCACUAAUGCCUUCUCAGUCAAACUCUCUUAUGCCCUGGCAAGCCAAUGAGGAUACCCUUUGACAAACCCUGUGGAUAAAAUGAUAAUAUCAAGGUCAGGCAUGGUGGCUCACACCUGUAAUCCCAGCACUUUGGGAGGCUGAGGCGGGUGGAUCUGCUGAAGUCAGAAGUUUGAGACCAGCCUUGCCAACACAGUGAAACCCUGUCUCUACUAAAAAUAAAAAAAUUAGCCGGGCGCAGCAGUGCACGCCUGUAAUCCCUGCUACUCGGGAGGCUGAAACAGGAGAAUCACUUGAACCCAGGAGACGGAGGUUGCGGUGAGUUGAGAUUAUGCCACUGUACUCCAGCCUGGGUGACAGAGCGAGACUCAGUCUCAAAAAAAAAAAAGGAGAAUUAGUUAAGGGGACCAUAUUACAAAAGAUAGUUGAAUAUUCUUCACACUCACUUCUCACCCUCCCCACCCCAAUUUACUCUGCCUUUCUGAAUGGCUUUAAUGAGAUACCUGAUUAUUAAUGAAGAAAAGUAGACCACCACCCCUUUUGUUAUCCAGACUUUAGAACAGCCAUUGUUGAAAGCAAGAAGUUAGCUACCCACAAUAAUACCUUUCUGAGCAUACUCUUCUCUAACAUACAUUUCUGUGGAAGUAGUUGAAUUAAAUUGAGUAACUACACAAAGGAAAAUGGCAGGGCUAUGAAUUUCUUUCCCAGCUUUUAUAUAGAUGUGCCUACAUAUGACACUCUUUAGGGUUCCUUUUAUUUUUUCUUUUUUUUUUUUUUUGAGGUAGUUGAAUUAAACUGGGUAACUACACAAAGGAAAAUGGCAGGGAUAUGAAUUUCUUUCCCAGCUUUUAUAUAGAUGUGCCUGCAUAUGACACUCUUUAGAGUUCCUUUCACUUUUUCUUUUUUUUGGAAGGGGGCGGGGAGGCAGGAGGAGUGCAGUUUUAAGCCUAGCCUAUACUACUACAAACUUAUUAUGGUACUUAAAAUUACAGCAUGAACGUUCUAUAUCGGAGUCUCCCACCAGGCUGUCUCUGACUAAAUCAGCCUAUAAGAUCAUCCCUUGGGAUUAAACAAACACCUGUUCUGUAGGGAAUGUGUUUCCUGAAUCUUGGUACUCAGACUUUUGUCAAGAGUAAAUAACAUUUCAAAAGAUGAAUGGAAAAAUGAUUAAGAGAGCAUUUCUGCUUUCAGCAUUAACUGCUAAUGGAUUAAAAUUUUAAUCUGUAUAGCAUUUCCUGGAGUAAAAGCUCAAGUACUUUCCACAUCCAUUGCAAACUUUUCAGGAACCCUUCUAAUUUUUUUUUUUUUUUUUUUUUUGAGACGGAGUCUUGCUCUGUCGCCCAGGCUGGAGUGUAGUGGCAUGAUCUCAGCUCACUGCAAGCUCUGCCUCCCGGGUUCGUGCCAUUCUCCUGCCCUGCCUCCCGAAUAGCUGGGACUACAGGCGUCCACCACCACUCCUGGCUAUUUUUUUGUAUUUUUAGUAGAGACAGGGUUUCACCGUGUUAGCCAGGAUGGUCUUGAUCUCCUGACCUCGUGAUCCACCUGCCUCGGCCUCCCAAAGUGCUGGGAUUGAACCCUUCUAAUUUUAAAGAACCUUGUUAUUAGAAAAUCUCAGCCUAAUACAAUCUGAAGUUAAGAGUUUUAGCAGCAUUGUUUUUCUAAGUAGAUUUAGCUAUAGAUUUUCUUCUGGCCAAACAAGGAAGAGUAUAUGCCCUUGUAAAUGAGUCUUGUUUUGUUUAUUUAAAUAGUCAGUCAAAACGUAGAAAUCAGUAUACGUAAAAUAAAAUGCAUGAGACUAUUAAAUCUUUUCAUAUACUCUACAAAUAAAAUGAAAUCUGUGUGUGGUCCUGGUUGACUGGGCAUCUAAAGGGAAUCAGAAAAGAGAUUGUGAAAAGUUAUAUAUAUAUCCUCUUCCUUAUUUUAGUUUUGCUUUUUCCUAUUUUCCAUAAUUAAGUGCCGUUUACAAAGUGGCAUCAAAAAAUUGAAGCAGGCCAGGCAUGGUGGCUCAUGCCUGUAAUCCCAACAGUUUGGGAGGCUGAGGGCAGGUGGAUCACUUGAGAUCAGGAGUUCGUGACCAGCCUGGCCAACAUGGUGAAAGCCCAUCUCUACUAAAAAUAUAAAAAUUAGCCGGGCGUGGUGGCAUGUGCCUGUAAUCGCAGCUACUUGGGAGGCUAAGACAGGAGAAUUGCUUGAACCUGGGAGGUGGAGGUUGCAAUGAGCUGAGAUCGCGCCACUGCACUCCAGCCUGGGCAACAGUGAGACACCGUCUCAAAAAAAAAAAAGGUUAGGAAUCACAAAUUGUGUAAAUAUAUAGCAACUUUAAGAAGAGAGAAGAAUGCUUAUAACCUAGUGAAUAUUUCUGCUGAGCCUUAGUUGUCUUGUCUAAAGGAAAAAAGAGGGAAUUGUAGAAUAAAAGUAUUUGUUAGUGGAAAUUAUUGACCUGAAACCAUAUCAUAUUGUUAGUGUAACUGAAUGUAUCAGAAAUUGUUCCUAUGUAGGUAUUCUGUGAAACUGGUUUCUAAAAUGUUACAGGAAACUGUUUCCUUUUUUUUUGUUUGUUUGUUUAAGUGGAGGUGGGAGGAGGUAGGGAAGAGGUCUGAAUAUUAAAAUAUGUUUAUGUUCAUGUGUUCAUAAUACGUUCCUUUUUCUCUCUGUGUGUGUAUAAAAGUGCCUUGCUCAUGAAUGCAUUUUUGCUAUUCACUUCGAAAGGAAGCCUUUCCCCAGCUUGGCAGCUGAAUAAACCAAUAGCUUUGUACAUGCUGAA